Messenger RNA from Vigna angularis (adzuki bean), 1987 nucleotides. Its product is annotated as fasciclin-like arabinogalactan protein 15. The record is from RefSeq and is a predicted model, not a curated record. The transcript has 3 exons. Bases 189 to 1541 code for a protein of 450 amino acids. Lineage: Eukaryota; Viridiplantae; Streptophyta; Magnoliopsida; Fabales; Fabaceae.
UCAACAACAUCAAAGGCAAUAAAUCACACCAUUUACCCCACCGAUUCCAAAACAAAACCUGCUCUGUCUCAGACACAAUCUCACAAACACACCGCAACACAACAUAAAAACAACAUUGGUAGUGUCUGUGUUACUCUCUCUCUCUUUCUCUCUUCUCUUUCUGUGUUGUGUCUGAAGCAAAAGCCGCCAUGGAUUGCCGCAUCUAUGGCGUCACCAUCCUUCUCUUCCUCCUUCCAACCAUCACAUUCUCUCUCCCGCAAGGCCAAAUAAACUCAAACUCAAUCCUCGUGGCUCUGUUGGACUCGCAUUACACUGAAGUUGCUGAGCUAGUGGAAAAAGCCAUGCUCCUUCAGACGCUCGAAAACACGGUAAUGAAACACAACAUCACAAUCUUCGCACCCAGAAACGAAGCUCUCGAACGCGAUCUCGACCCUGAUUUCAAGCGCUUCCUUCUCGAACCCCGCAACCUGCAGUCUCUCCAAACCCUUCUCAUGUCUCACAUCGUCCCCAAAAGAAUCACUAAACCCGAAUACCGAUCCGGGUUAAGUAACCCAGCUCGGCCCACCCGACACAAAACCCUAGCCCCGAAUUACCACCUCUCUCUCCAGACCGUUAAUUCCACUCACUGGAACGUCGACUCUUCACGUGUCACCCACCCGGAUUCCCUGACCCGACCCGACGGCGUCAUCCAUGGCAUCGACACGCUCAUCAUCCCUCGCUCCGUACAAGACGACUUCAACCGCCGCCGCAACCUCAUCUCCAUCGCCGCCGUGAAACCCGAAUCCGCUCCGGAGGUCGACCCGCGCACCCACCGCUUGAAAAAACCAGCUCCCCCGUCGCCGGCAGGCUCCCCACCUGUGCUUCCGAUCUACGACGCGAUGGCGCCGGGACCCUCACUGGCGCCGGCGCCGGCGCCUGGACCGGGUGGACCCCACCAUCACUUCAACGGAGAGAGACAGGUGAAAGACUUCAUCCAAACGCUCCUCCACUACGGUGGUUACAACGAAAUGGCGGAUAUUCUGGUAAACUUAACGUCACUGGCGACGGAGAUGGGACGGUUAGUUUCGGAGGGUUACGUUUUGACGGUGUUGGCUCCUAACGACGAAGCGAUGGCGAAGUUGACGACGGACCAGCUGAGUGAACCGGGUUCGCCCGAACAGAUUAUGUACUAUCACUUGAUUCCCGAGUAUCAGACCGAGGAGAGCAUGUACAAUGCCGUUAGAAGGUUCGGGAAGGUCCGUUACGACACGUUACGGUUGCCUCAUAAGGUGACGGCGCAGGAGGCUGAUGGCUCCGUCAAGUUCGGUCACGGCGACGGGUCCGCGUAUUUGUUCGACCCGGAUAUUUACACGGAUGGACGGAUCUCCGUUCAGGGAAUCGACGGAGUUCUGUUACCGCCUCAGGAGGAGGAGGCUGGGCCUGUGACCCGGGCCCAACCCGCUAAGGUCGUUGUUAAGCAAAGAAGAGGAAAAUUGUUGGAAACAGCGUGUUGGAUGCUUGGAAGCUUUGGUCAGAAUUCCAGAUUCAUCUCUUGUCAAUAAACUGCUCUUAUCAGCAUGCUAGCAAGACUCGUUAAGAACGAAAAUACUGCACAGGAAAUUCCAAAGAUGUAAAAAGUCAACGGAAUGUGAAGGCCAGGUUACAUGAAAAUGGUUAAUAGCAGGUUCUAUGGGUUUGGUUUAUAUUCCCCAGUUUUUGUGAUGCUCUUUUUCUUUUUCCUUCUCGAUUUUCUCCUUGUGGAUUUGGGUCUUGAACUGGAGAACAAAAGCUUCUUCUUCUCAAGUGUAGUAAAACAAUAUAUAGUGCAUAUAUGCAAUUUAGAUUCAGUUCUUAGCAGUGCUGCCACAAAUCGUUAGGAGGUUGUGUCUGGUGGGAUGAGAAGGCUUUUAUGUAAUAAGAUGGCAGGGAAAUCUGUGCCCGAUUCAGUAAGUAAUUUUACAAAUGGAAAUACAGUAAUAAUCGAUCAAUAAAAUGAUUCUUUUCUGUA